Messenger RNA from Trichobilharzia regenti, 501 nucleotides. NCBI's taxonomy places the organism in Eukaryota, Metazoa, Platyhelminthes, Trematoda, Strigeidida, Schistosomatidae. The record is from the annotation of a GenBank genome assembly.
GGACUCCCUCCAUCUCGUCGUGGAGAUUUGGAAAUUCUACUGUUCAAUCUUAUUCAUUGGUUGGCUCGAUCUCAUCUCAAUGCUCCUCAGUUACAUUCCACUGGUCUUCCUUGGGGAUAUCUCAUUUCAGACCCUAAAUUACGCGCUAAUGUUCCUGAUCGUGUUAAAGUGUCAGUGGCUGAUUUAAAAGAGAAAACAAUGAAAAAUCCUGCAGAAUUUGUAUUACAAGCUGGUUAUGGACCAGUUGCUGGUUAGUUUUUAUUUUAUACUUUUCUGAAUAUAUUAAACUUGAUAGUUUUUGAAAGCCUACUCUGUAAGUACUUACUUUUUUUACUUUACUUCGGCUAUCUCCUACGGGAGGAUGAGCCGGCUUCAUGAACCAUGAAGUUUCAUGGGAAUUGGGUACGAGUGAUGUCCCCAGCAUCGCUCGGCCUUUUGUUUGAGAGUGCAGCUCUAGCCUUUACACAACCAAGUGUGACCUACAAGGCAGUAGGAGUGGAG